CUGAGGCUCUAUGAACGCUACCGGCACACAGGAACAUGUCUGCCCGUGAGGUUUUCGUACGCGGGCUCCCUGAGCUGCCGUCUCUACAGGACUUUAUCGUCCAGUAUUUCCAAAACGAGUCGUGUGGCGGACCUGUCAGUCAUGUGAGUCUACUGGGGCCCGGACAGGCUGUGGUGACCUUUGUGAAUGAGUCAGUGGCCCAGAACGUGUUGGCCCACCCUCAGCACCUGUUCCACGGCUCCAGAUUACAAGUUGGGCCGUGGUCACGUCACCUCUCUGACGAUGAAAUUGAGGAGGACGAAGGGGGUUUAGUACAAACAGAUGACGUUUCGGAGAACCUCGUACCCGGUGGACAGGCAGACGCAGACCAAUAUGGAGACUUAAAGCAAGCGGUCGCCACCAACAGCGUAGUCAUACGAGUCGCGUCGACCCGCUCACGUCAUGGCGACGACCGGUUACCGCGGUCAUCGGGUUUGGUGGGGGCUGUUAGCCGUCCAAAGGCGGCGAAACCAGCAACACAACAGCGGGAAAGCAGCCUUCCACCCACCGAGACGACCGUUAUGAGAGUAGACAUUGUUGAAGGGUGUGCCAAGUUACUGCUACAGUACCAUGGUGAUGUCAUGCGGGAAGUUGAACAGUCCUUCUCCGUGAGAGUCAAGCCAGACAGCGCAGGGUUCUCUGUCAGCGGAACCAGCGAAGGUGUGAGUGAAGCGAAGGUCUUCUUGGAGAAUGUAGCAGCGUCCGUAAAGACUGAUGUGCUGCAGAGUUUCAAGCCAGGACAGACUGAACUUCACAUUCGUGACGUCAUAGUACAAGUUCAGAUGGGAGACAUCACCAUGGAGCAAGUUGGUGCCAUCGUCAACCCUUCACAAAAUAAUCUAGACAUGGACAAGGGUGUAAGCAGGGCCAUAUCGAUGGCAGCCGGCCCCGGUGUCCAGAGGGAGUGUAGACAGUACAUCAGGGACAACUGGUCUCCCAAGGCAGGCGAUGUUGUCGCAACAGGUGCUGGCGACCUGCCGUGUGGAAAGGUUAUCCAUCUGGUGCAGCCCUCGGCCAAGUAUCUGCGGUCGGACAUUAAGAACUGCCUGCUAGUUGCUCACCAGAUGAACCUUCGCUCAAUCACCUUUCCUGCGGUGGGAACAGGAGGCUUCCACAUCAAGCCCGAGCGGUCGGCGCGGUGCAUGAUGGACGGUAUCGCGGAGUUUGUGGAGGACUGGAGCCCCACCACCCUGUCAAUCAUCAGGAUUGUCAUCUUCCAGGAGCGCAUGUUACAAACCUUCCACACGGCCGUCCACGGGAAGGCAUCGGAGGACAGGGGGAAAGUCACCCCGUCGAAACACGCAAACCGUCUCAACAGGCUAAAAAACAUUGCCGCAGACAAGAUGAAGCGUAUGCGAAGGCGUCCAAAGGAGGAAACACUCUCCUCCACAUCAUUGCGUCUCCCGAGGCCAGACUCGCCUGGCAAGUUUGAAGACGCUCUGCAGCCAGACGAAGUCCUGCUUCACAUCUUCUGCCUCGAUGAGACAAAGUUACAGAACGCCCGAGAAACCGUGGAGGGAUUUCUGCAGCAGUAUACAACUGUUGUGGUGAUCAACGACGACAGGGAGACGGGAAUUUCUCAACUCGUCAAGGAGGAGAUCAAAUGGCUUCGGUUUCUGGGACGUGAAGAAAACGUGUCCAUCUCAGUCGAACAGGAAAACUGUAUCCGUAUCGAGGGAAGUCGGAACGUGACGGCUAUUGCUGCUAAAGUUCGCCUGAUCCUGAAGACCAUCGUGGAGAAACGCGGUCGGUUUGCAAGAAUGAUGUCAUCAGAGAACUACCAGUGGUAA
Messenger RNA from Branchiostoma belcheri (Belcher's lancelet), 1829 nucleotides. Its product is annotated as poly [ADP-ribose] polymerase 14-like. Gene Ontology annotation, cellular component: cytoplasm; nucleus. The record is from RefSeq and is a predicted model, not a curated record. Bases 36 to 1829 code for a protein of 597 amino acids. Gene Ontology annotation, molecular function: transcription corepressor activity; RNA binding. Gene Ontology annotation, biological process: negative regulation of gene expression. The transcript is spliced from 10 exons. Lineage: Eukaryota; Metazoa; Chordata; Leptocardii; Amphioxiformes; Branchiostomatidae.